Molecule: messenger RNA, 2433 nt
Organism: Stylophora pistillata
Lineage: Eukaryota; Metazoa; Cnidaria; Anthozoa; Scleractinia; Pocilloporidae
Product: E3 ubiquitin-protein ligase MYLIP
Biological process (GO): ubiquitin-dependent protein catabolic process
Cellular component (GO): cytoskeleton
Molecular function (GO): ubiquitin-protein transferase activity
Source: RefSeq, a predicted model, not a curated record
CCGGCCUAACAGCAUUUGGCAAGUAUCCUCGUUGUAGUUCACUCGUUAUAUUUUUUUUUAAGUCCGGGAGGGAUUUUUCCUGUUUUCUAACGGAAAUAUGAGAUUUACAAUCCUAGAACCCGAUGGAAAGGCACACGACUUCGUUCUGACAGGCGACAAACUGGGACAAGAGGCAUUGGACAAGGUCUGUGAGAAGCUUGGAAUAAAGGAGAAAUAUUAUUUUGGUCUUCGACACUCUGUGAAUGAUUUUGGCGUUUGGUUGAAUCUUAGAAAUCCAGUGUCAACUCAGCUUCGCCCUCAUUUACCUGGAAAACCUCAUCGGCUCCGCCUUGAGGUUAAAUUUUUCGUAGCACCACAAGAACUUCAACAGGAGGAAACGAGGCGACAGUUUUACCUCUGUCUUAAGAGGCAAAUGGCCGACGGAAAAUUUAAUUUGACUCAGGACAACGCUGUUCAGCUUUGUGCUCUUAUGGCCCAGGUUGAGUAUGGAGAUUACUCAAACACGCCCAGAAUCUGCCCUCAGUUUCUUUCACCUUGGGGCCGAGAAGAUAUGGACGCAAAAAUAGCUGAGGCACAUCAAAAGCUACAAGGGAUGUCAUCAUCAGUUGCAAGAGAUGCAUUUCUCAAUGUCAUGGCUAAGGAAGAGCUUUACGAUGCAGAAAAUUUCAAAGCCAAAACAGGCAAGCAAAAAGUUAUGGUUGCAGUUGGAAGCAGUGGCUUGAAAGUAUACGAGAGAAGAACCCACGGAAAGCUCAAGCAAAGCAUUGGGUUUGAAAGCAUAAUGAAGAUGAAUGUGUCUGAAGAGCGACUGAUUGUUGUGUUGAAGAAAAUGUCAGAAAACAGCAAGUUGAAUUUCAUCCACUUCUUCUUGUCCAGCAGUGAUGCUGCAAAAGCAAUGCACAAGGCUGCUAUGGAGCACCAACUAUUCUUCUACUCCAGUAAAGUGCGACAGUCAGUUCUCAAUCAUUAUUUGCUUUCCACCCCAUGUUGGGCUUUGCCAGCUAAGUGGUUCACCAAGGUACCAUCAGGUGAGCUUUUUCACUUGGAUGUGAAACAUACAAGGCGUCAGGCUUACGACCUUCACUAUGAAAAUGUUCAUGAGGACAGUGACUCUGUGUUUAGACAUGACUGGGUAUCAAAGUGCUCCAAGUGUAUCUCUGAAGAAGCCAAUGCACUCUUCACACCAUGCGGGCAUCUUGUUUACUGCAGUGACUGUGCAAAGACCGGAUCAUCUUGCCCUGUGUGCAAUACUGCUGUUACCAGCUGGCAAAGGGUUUAUUUCUCCAAUGAUUCAGAGUGUGAUGAUUGGACUUGCCAGAUUUGUAUGGACUCUGAAAUCAACACUGCAUUUUCUCCAUGUGGACAUGUAUGUGCAUGCGAGAAAUGUUCACGCCAUCUUCCCUACUGCCCAAUGUGCAAGACAUUUACCACCUUUGUUCAGAGAAUUCACGUUCAGUUCCCUGAACAACCUGGUGAAAGUGGUGAUGAUGAUGCUGAUGUCUAUAAUUCUUAAGUAUGGUUGUUCACCGAGAACUUGACUUGACUAUUAGUUUAUGUUAUGUGUUUCUGGGAUUUUGUGAAUUACAAACUGUUUUGAAUAGUUCUGUUUAUCCACACUUGCCAUCUUAAGCAAUUGUGGAUUUUAAUGAUUGAUUGGAAUUGUCAGUGAUCAAUAGAAAUAAGUGUGUAAUGAUUAUCCUGUGGUGCACAGUGUGACAGUUAGUUAUUGUUGUUUGUUAGUUUUUUUGUUUUUUUUUUUUAUAUGAUGAUCUCUACAUAUGAGAUCACUUGAUUAAUUUAUGAGACUGUAAAUCUGAGCUAAUGCAUCAUAUUUUGUUUGUUAGUAAUAUGUAAAUGUGAAUCAGCCCUACAAGUGAUAAUGAAAAAAUUAUUGUAAUUGUGAAGUUGUCAAGCUCGCAUCUGUGUUGUCUCUGAAAAGUCUCAAAACUUUUCCAGCCCUAUUCAAAGUCUUGCAUCCAUUGAGAAAGUUACUUUUAAGAUUAAUACACAGUCUUGUAUAUUGUUUGAAAGUGAUUGUCCAAUCUUCCAAAAAAAAUUAAACAAAUUUAUUUUAAUAAUCCACAGUCUUAUUCCUUAGGUGAUAUUGUGAUCUUUGUCAAAAUAGGGUCUAUUUAUUUGUAUUAUUCAGAAGCUCGUGAUCAGACCAUUAUUAAGUUUUUGUGUUGUAAAUAGUAUUGUUUACCAAAACCUAGAUAUUUAAGUUGGCAAAAAUUUUCAAACUUUUCAAGUCUUAAAGAUUUAACUUAAGAGAACUACAAAUAUGUAUAUAAAAGAAAGAUAUUGUAGUUGUAUGAGAUAGAAUUGUAACAUCUGUCGAAAUGAAUUUUUGAUGAGAAGUGUUAAAGGGUUUUUCCUGUGGAAAAUUAGUGAUGUUAGUCGUUUACCACAUUAAAGAGUCAACUGAGAGUGUCA